CGCAUAUCACAAAGAUAAAUAUUUUAAAGAGUAAUAGUUUUAAUGUUGACCCAAAAGUGAAAGUAAUCUUAUUUCAUUCUUUUCAUAGGUUUAUUAUUUACAAUAGCAUAUGGUCGAUGAACUUGCAUAAAAUAGAGGGGUCGUCGAAUAGAUUAUUUAUGUUUAAACUUUUUUGAUGACGCUAAUGUUUCAAUUUGCAUGGCUUUCUUUUUUUGAGUUUGCGGUAAUUGUGGUUCUCCUUUAUGAUUAUUUUUGUACUGAUUGCAGGUUUGAGGAGGUUCAACUCGCAUUGAUCAGGUCAAAUUAGGUUGGAUACCAAUGGAUUUGUGCAAAAAGCCACAGGCAAAAACCUAGCGAACAAUAACUAAACACAAAGGGGAUGAUUUGUGCAAAAAGUUAUAGACGAAAACCUAAUGAACAAUAACAAAACCCAAAGACGAUGAUUUGUGCAAAAAGCCAUAGACAAAAACCUAUCAAACAAUAACUAAACACAAAGAUUGUAGAAUGGAGAGUCUGGUAAAAGAAGGACUUGGAAUUUUCCCACUUGCACUUGGAGGAGUGUGAGAGCCACUAAUGAAUAAUAACUCUAAUGAUAUGCUUUUAUAUUUAAAAUUAACUAGCAAAAGCUCGCUAUCGCUUCGCGUAUUAGGAAAAUAAAUAUUUUAAAGAGUUAUAGUUUUAAUGUUGACUCAAAAGUGAAAGUAAUAUUAUUUCAUUCUUAAUCAUUCUUUUCAUAGGUUUGUUAUUUACAAUAGCAUAUGGUCGAUGAACUUGCAUAAGGUAGAAGGGUCGUCGUAUAGAUUAUUUAUGUUUAGGGUUAAUAUAUUUCUCUAGCCCGAACUUUCCACAAAUUUAAUAUCCUGGCCAAUUCUUUAGGUAAUUAAUAUCGAGGCCUGAACUUAUCAUAUACUUUACUAAUUUGGCCAAUCUCGACUGUUGACCGUUAGUUCUGACGGUCAAGCUCGUUGACUAACGGUCAACCCGCCAUGUCAUCACCAACUAAGCAUCUUUUAACCUAAAAUAAUCUGAUUUUCCACAUAAUCCCAUUUAACUUUUCAUUUUAACCGAAAUUAAAAUUAAAAAUAAAUAAAAACCUUAUCGGGACCCUUUCUAUUUCCUACCAUUUCACCAUAGCCACUUAUUUUCGAAAACCUUCCCCUCCGACGAACCCAUUCCAUCCAUCCUUCGAUGAAGUCACAACGGCGGCCGGUCUUGUAACGUCGCCGCCGCAGUCGAUUCCGUACCCCCCUCAAACUCCGAUUCAGUUCCCUUCCACUCCCUGAACCCAUUUGAAGAUUUCGAGUUGUCGUUGUCGCCCCCAGUUCUUGUUUCUGUCGAUCGAGACAAGGUGGGUGAAAGCGAUGACGACGGGGCCACACAAGCAAGGGACCACAACGCCUAGAUCGUGUUGGUAACACCAACGUAAGCAAUCCCUUUCUCUUUCCUCCUUUUAUAAUUUAAUCCAGUAUGCAGACAAAGAUUAGGGUUUUGGUAUUAAAGUAAUCCUUUCGACAUGGCUUUUUAGGUUCAGUUGGAAAAAUUGGGAUUAAAUUACACUCGUGCUUUGUCUUUUUAGGGUUCGGUGAGUGAAGUAAGGAUUAAAGUAAUGGACUUGUGUUUGUCUUUGUUAGGAUGGACGAGAAGAUUAAUCUUAUUUUCCAUCACGGCGCUAUGGAUAUGUCGACAGAUAUACCACGAUACGUUGGGAGAACUGUCGACUUUGUGAAAGUUCAUCCUAAUGUGUUGUCCUAUUUCGUGUUGACAAAGAUUUUGAUUGAAGAUUUGGAGUAUCUUUCGGUUGAGAGAAUUCGGUACUUGACCCCUGGGGAAAACAUGGCUACCGGGUUAAACAAGAUCUUAUCGGAUAUUGAGGUUGUAAAUGGAUUGCUUCAAGUGGCUGCCAACGGAGAGGUAUGGGUUUACUUUGAGGCAACCAAGGAUCUUGGAGAGCUGGGUUGGAUGGGAGACAAUUAUGGGCAUGAUCUUGAAGGCUCGGAUGAUUCUGGACAGAAUUCAGGGGUUCCAGAAUUUGUGCGCUUAGAUGAAGAUGAGGAUGCUCAGGCAUCAGACGAGGAGUAUCAUGCAAUUAGGGCCGAGAUUUGAAGAAAGAGGCAGGCAUUUAGAGCCGAGUUUGAUGGUUCUGGAGAUGAGGUACCAGUUAUUUGAAAGUGAUGAAGAUAGUGCUACGGUUAGAGUUGGCGAGGCUAGUAAGACUGUGGAGUUGGAUGGCAAUGGGUUUCAAAGGAAUGUAGAUGAAGAAGUGAAUGUUGAAGGAUCGAUUGAGACAGAGUACAGGGGCUCAGAAUAUUCUGCUCAUGUUAGAGGGAACAUUGCCGGAUGAAGGUGCUGCAAGUGUUGACAGUAUCCUGUUUUAUGAUCCCAAUUGUGAUCAUAAAACUCUGAAGUUUAAAGCACACAUGCGAUUUAACUCACCCAAUCAGUUUAAAGUUGCUGUUGUGCGAAAUGCAAUUCUGAUAGGUGCUGACAUCAGAUGGGCGAGGAGCAGUGAAACAAGGAAGGAAGCGGUUUGUGCCCAAAGGGAAGAGCAUUCUUGCAUGUGGAGUGUCUACGAGACUACGAUAGUUGGUUUAGAGGGCGUGAAGCAUUCACUGUUAAAGGUGUUGGACUAGACCAUAGUUGCCCUCGUUCGAUUCGGAUUCGUGCGGCUGGUUACAAGUGGAUAGCAGCUGAAUACCUCGAGGCCUUUAGGGAAAAUCAAUCAUGGAAUGUUAACUUGAUAGCGGAUGAAGUGAAGAGAAAAUUCAACGUCAUUGUGUCCAACCAAACAUGUUACAAGGCGAGGUUGGAAGCACGACGUAUGCUUUAUGGCUCACUUAAAGAGGAUUUUUACAAGCUUAGGGACUAUGUCCUGGCCUUCUUUUCUGCUCUACGGACACACCCCUCCAACACUUCCAUAUCACCUAGCUUCAACUUCAGCUCAUAGUUCUCCUCCAUUAAUCCAUCGACAACCGAGUCACUUUCAGUUUCGGGUUUCUGAUCAACCCAUCGGAAGAAGCGACAGUUCUUACUAUGAUCCUGCAGAGGAUAAAUGCCCACCAAUUCAUCAUCUCUUCUGGCGCGUCACUUGCUCAAUAGGGUAGCAAAGAGGAAUGAGUGCAUACCUUCCAAAAUGAACAAGAGUAAAACAUUCUUUCCGGAUUUUUGCUUGUGCGAGAGAUAUUCACCACGCACGGAGCUUUGUCCACUUUACAACGAAUCGUGGUUGUGUUAGUCGAUCAGGAAGAUGUGGAACCCUCACCGGCGAUUUUCCGCUUUUCCUCGACAUGCCUGCUUCAAUGUCUUGGGGGUCAGAGAUGGUACGGCAGCGAUAGAUAUGGCACAACGGCGAAAAAGACGGGCCGUCGACGACGCAAAGGAACCGGCCGCCUCUGCAAUUUCCACGGCGAUGCUAGAUGUCGGGGACGAACUGGAGAGUAAAGGUAGGGGACGAACUGGAGAGUAGAGGGAAUUAGGGUAUUCGAAUUUGGGGGUGGGGCAAUUGUUCUGCGAUUUAAGAGAGAGUGUUUUUUAUUUAUUUUUUAUUUUGGUUAAAAUGAAAAGUUAAAUGGGAU
Molecule: messenger RNA, 3572 nt
Organism: Linum trigynum
Lineage: Eukaryota; Viridiplantae; Streptophyta; Magnoliopsida; Malpighiales; Linaceae
Source: the annotation of a GenBank genome assembly